CCGAGGGGCCCUGGUGCUGGGAGUAGGCAGAAGUGGGCUGCGACAGUUUGCAGAUGAGACAGGCACAGCGCAGCCACUGAAUUACUCAGGGCCCCACAGCUCGCGAGCAGCAGAGGCAGGAUCUGAACUCAGGAGCUGUGUGGAGAUGCUGCUGUGGCCACUCCUACUGCUGCUGCUGCUGCUGCUGCUACUGCUGCCAUUGGCCUUGCUCCGGCAGCAGCGGUCCCAGCAUGCCAGGUGGGCCUGGCUUGCCAGCCUCCAGCACCGUGUGGCAUGGGGUGCCCUAGGCUGGGCAGCCACCUGGCAGUGGUGGAGGCUGGAGCAGAGCACGCUGCACGUUGGCCAGAGCCAGCAGCAGGCCCUGAAGUGGUGUCUGCAGGGAGACCAGGGUCCCCGCAGUCCCCUCAGGGGGAGCACAGACAUGACCACCUUCCGGAAUCAUCUCCCUUUGACCAAAGCCAGCCAAGCCCAAGAGGAAGACAGUGCUGGGCAGGUCCCACCCACUAUCUCACCCCAGUACCCGGGGGAGGCCUCUCUGCAGGCCACUGUGCUGGGUCUGAUAGCCCUAAACAAGGCCUACCCAGAAGUGCUGGCUCCAGGAAGCACCGCCUGUGUGACCCUCAUAUCCCCUUGGCCCAGCCCCUUCCCCUGGCUUGGCCAUGCCCUGGGCCGGGUUAGCCCCGCUGGAGCCAAGGACCCUGUGGCCCUGCUGCUGGAGGCUCUGAGGUCCCCAGGGCUGAGAGCACUGGAGGCCGGGACGGCAGUCGAACUCCUGGAUGUCUUCCUGCGCCUGGAGGCCGAUGGCGAAGAGCUUGCUGGGGCCAUAGCUGCCGGGAACCCAGGAGCACCUCUCCCCAAACGGGCCGCUGAGCUGUGGCAGGCCCUAGAGCAGGGACCCCGAGGACUGGCCCUUCGGCUCUGGCCGAAGCUGCAGGUGGUGGUGACUCUGGACGCCGGAGGCCAGGCUGAGGCUGUCGCUGCCCUCGGGGCCUUGUGGUGCCAAGGGCUAGCCUUCUUCUCUCCCGCUUACGCUGCCUCUGGAGGGGUGGUGGCCCUAAACCUAUGGCCAGAGCAGCCCCGGGGGCUCUACCUUCUCCCCCCUGGAGCCCCCUUUACUGAGCUGCUCCCCGUCAAGGAAGGAGCCCAGGAGGAGGCCGCCUCCACCCUCCUGCUGGCUGAGGCCCAGGAGGGCAAGGAGUACGAGCUGGUGCUGACUGACCGUGUCAGCCUCACCAGGUGUCGCCUGGGUGACGUGGUGCGUGUGGUGGGUGCCCACAAUCAGUGUCCCAUCGUCAGGUUCACCUGCAGACUGGGCCAGGCCCUGAGUGUUCGAGGAGAAGAUAUCCGUGAGGACGUGUUCUCUGAGGCCCUGGGCCGGGCGGUGGGGCAAUGGCCGGGGGCCAAGCUGUUGGACCACGGCUGUGUGGAGAGCAGCAUUCUGGAUUCCUUCGAGGGCUCUGCUCCCCACUAUGAGGUGUUUGUGGAGCUGAGGGGACUGAGGAAUCUGUCAGAGGAAAAUCGAGACAAGCUGGACCACAGCCUUCAGGAAGUUUCUGCCCGCUACAAGUCCCUGCGGUUCCGGGGCAGCGUGGGCCCUGCCAGAGUGCACCUGGUGGGGCAGGGGGCCUUCAGAGCACUCCGGACAGCCCUUGCUGCCUACCCCUCAUCCCCCUUCCCUCCUGAGAUGCCCAGGGUCCUUCGGCACAGGCACCUGGCCCAGUUCCUGCAGAGGAGAGUGGUGUCCUGAGCCCAGGCCUGCCCAUGGCCCCAGGUCCCCUCAGAGGCCACCUUGCUCUCUCCUCUGGGGCCUGUCUGGAUGGGGAGUCCUUGGCUGGGGUCUCUGACUCUGUGUCACCUGACAUUUACCGAUGAUAGCCACUGGGCCUUAGGGAGGCCCUGGCCUAGUAGGCCAGCCCUGAGACAUGGCCUCAGGGGUUUAGCGGAUGCCAGCAGGGCCCUGCCAGGAUCCCCUGUGGCCCACCAUUGGAGGGCACUGCUAGAGUUCCAAGGCACACCCAUGGCUUCCUGAGCCUCUCAGCCUGACAGUGUUCUCUGGCCACAGUUUUGUGCUUGACCAGCUCAUUGGGCAGGCUGGAAGUGUUGGGGGGUCUCCAGGGGCAACCCUCCAUCAAUAAGGAACAGGAAUUGGUGAAUAAAGACCUCAGUGUCAUUGUUCUUGAGUGAGACAAUUCUGAAGAGUUUUCUGCAUAAUCUCUCAGAGGGUACCCCACAGGAUGGAGUCCGACUUCUCACUGGGCCUCUGCCCUUCCCUCCCUUCCCUACUCCCUCACUGUGCCUCCUGGGAUCAG
Messenger RNA from Propithecus coquereli (Coquerel's sifaka), 2309 nucleotides. It is a transcript of the gene GHDC, whose product is annotated as GH3 domain containing. The record is from RefSeq and is a predicted model, not a curated record. Gene Ontology annotation, molecular function: acid-amino acid ligase activity. NCBI's taxonomy places the organism in Eukaryota, Metazoa, Chordata, Mammalia, Primates, Indriidae. Gene Ontology annotation, cellular component: cytoplasm. The transcript has 10 exons. The coding region runs from base 146 to 1747 and encodes 533 amino acids.